Messenger RNA from Bubalus bubalis (water buffalo), 3613 nucleotides. RefSeq names its product choline dehydrogenase (gene CHDH). Lineage: Eukaryota; Metazoa; Chordata; Mammalia; Artiodactyla; Bovidae. Gene Ontology annotation, cellular component: mitochondrial inner membrane. Gene Ontology annotation, molecular function: choline dehydrogenase activity; flavin adenine dinucleotide binding. The coding region runs from base 352 to 2229 and encodes 625 amino acids. The transcript is spliced from 9 exons. The record is from RefSeq and is a predicted model, not a curated record.
AGGGGGAGGGUGACCAACUCAAGGUCCCUUAACCUUCUAGGCUGAGUUAGCUCCACUCUUUAGAUGGGAGACCAAGGCCUAGGGAGGCAUGGAGUUGUCAGCUGGUGAAAAGUUGACUUAGUCAAGCAGUUGUUUUGCUGAGGUCCUGUGUACCAGUCCUGGCCCAGCUGCCUGAUUCAAAUUUUGGCCAGCAUGGAGCAGGCCCCAGUCUCAAGGUUGGCUGGGGAUUCUGGCAUGCACAUAUGUGAGAUGCAGGCGAUGUUUUCCUGAGGGUUGGUCUGGUUCCUCAUCAAGGGCAAGUGAAUCAUCACAUUUCCCUUGGUGGAAGUAAGAGAACUUGAGCUUGGAAGCAUGUGGUGCGUCCUGCGAGGCUGUCGGGGAGGAUGCCUGGGCCCAUGGGGAGCCCUGGGGGCGCAGGGCCCCCGGGGCCUCCGCGCUCUGGCCAGCAAGCGCCCCCGGAGCCGAGGUGACUACAGCCACGUGGUGGUGGGUGCGGGCUCCGCCGGCUGCGUGCUGGCGGGCCGGCUCACGGAGGACCCCGACCAGCAUGUGCUGCUGCUGGAAGCCGGGCCCAAGGACGUGUACGCGGGGAGCAAGCGGCUCUGCUGGAAGAUCCACAUGCCCGCGGCCCUCGUGGCCAACCUGUGCGACGACACGUACAACUGGUGCUACCACACCGAGCCGCAGGCGGGCCUGGACGGCCGCAUGCUGUACUGGCCGCGGGGCCGCGUCUGGGGCGGCUCGUCGUCGCUCAACGCCAUGGUCUACGUGCGCGGGCACGCCGAGGACUACGAGCGCUGGCAGCGCCAGGGCGCCGCGGGCUGGGACUACGCGCACUGCCUGCCCUACUUCCGCAGGGCGCAGGCGCACGAGCUGGGCGCCGGCAGGUACCGCGGCGGCGAAGGGCCCCUGCGCGUGUCCCGGGGCAAGAGCGGCCACCCGCUGCACCACGCGUUCCUGGAGGCGGCACAGCAGGCCGGCUACCCCCUCACCGAGGACAUGAAUGGCUUCCAGCAAGAGGGCUUCGGCUGGAUGGACAUGACCAUCCACGAAGGCAAGCGCUGGAGCACGGCCUGUGCAUACCUACACCCAGCACUGAGCCGCCCCAACCUCACAGCCGAGACCCAGACGUUUGUGAGCAGGGUUCUGUUUGAAGGCACCCGUGCAGUGGGUGUGGAGUACCUCAAGAACGGCGAGAGCCACAGGGCUUAUGCCAGCAAGGAGGUGAUUCUGAGUGGAGGUGCCAUCAACUCUCCGCAGCUGCUCAUGCUGUCAGGCGUGGGCAAUGCAGACGACCUCAGGAAACUGGGCAUCCCGGUGGUGUGCCACCUUCCUGGAGUUGGCCAGAACCUCCAAGACCACCUAGAGAUAUAUAUCCAGCAGGCAUGCACCCGCCCCAUCACCCUCCACUCCGCACAGAAGCCCCUGAGGAAGGCCUGGAUUGGCCUGGAGUGGCUCUGGAAGUUCACAGGAAGGGAGGAUGGGAACUCAGCCUUACCGGAAACCAGCUACCAGAUACUUCAAGGCCCCUGCCCACAGGAGGUGAUCAGGCUCCAGUCCUCAGGGUAUGGAGCCACGGCCCAUCUGGAAACAGGGGGCUUCAUCCGGAGCCAGCCUGGGGUCCCCCAUCCGGACAUCCAGUUCCACUUCCUGCCGUCCCAGGUGAUCGACCAUGGGCGGGUCCCCCCGCAGCAGGAGGCUUACCAGGUGCAUGUGGGGACCAUGCGGGGCACGAGCGUGGGCUGGCUCAAACUGAGAAGUGCCAACCCCCACGACCACCCUGUGAUUCAGCCCAACUACCUGUCAACAGAAACUGACAUUAAAGACUUCCGUCUCUGUGUGAGGCUGACCCGAGAGAUUUUUGCACAGAAAGCUCUGGCACCAUUCCGAGGAAAGGAGCUCCAGCCGGGAAGCCAUGUCCAGUCAGAUGCGGAGAUAGACGCCUUCGUGCGGGCAAAGGCAGACAGCGCCUACCACCCCUCGUGCACUUGCAAGAUGGGCCAGCCCUCUGACCCCACGGCAGUGGUGGACCCACAGACCAGGGUGCUCGGGGUGGAAAACCUUAGGGUGGUCGAUGCCUCCAUCAUGCCCAGCGUGGUCAGUGGCAACCUGAACGCCCCCACCAUCAUGAUCGCAGAGAAGGCAGCCGACAUCAUCCAGGGGCGGCCGGCGCUCUGGGACGAGGAUGUCCCGGUCUACAAGCCCAGGACCCUGGCCACCCAGCGCUGAGGUCGGCCCUGCCCGCGAAGGCCCAGCACAGUCCUUGCUUCACAUGGCCUGUCCUGAACCUGUCUAGAAUGUUAUCAUCCAGUGGCCAAGACUUGGAUAAUCUCCUAAGAAAUGGGACCAGUACUGGUUAGUGAACUGGCUUCUUUCUUACCAGCAUGUCCUCUCAGGCCUUCUGGGGCCCCUUCUCCCUGCCUCUGGGCAGGACAGCAAAGGGGAGGGGAGGCUGGUGCAGAAUGGGCAACUCCUGGCAGGUCCUUGUCACGUGCUCCUCAGUGCUCUCCAGUCCAGGGUCCUACCGCCUUCCAGGGUAUGGGUCGGUGGGUCCUUCCCAGGCUCUGUCUGGAGGCAAGCCGGUCCAGGAACAGGGAGCUUGCACAGAGCCCAGGGCAUCCUCCCCAUCUGGCUGAAAGCUGCACCGGAGUGAGGGAGUGUGGAGCUCAGCUGGGAUGUGUGAUGAGCCUCCAACAUGCCUGGGCAGAGGGAAAGCUGCCUGCUGGAAGAAACAGGCUUCUUCUUUCUCUGCUGCUUCCUGACUUCACCCCCAGAGGGAGACAGGAACUGGUGGGUUCAGCUGGGUCCCUCCAAGGGGCCUUGUAGCCCACCUCUAUGAUGCUUUUGUUCUUACUAACACCAUCAGCCUGAGGCCGGAAUUCUGGACCUUGCUUCAGGACUCAGGAGUCUGCAGGGCCUCUUUACUACCAAGGGUUUUAGGACUUAGCAUUUUUAAAGAUCUUCCUGUUGCCAGGAAACCUAAAAACCCAGAGCAGACCUGUACCCCAGCCUGCUCUGCACAAAGCCCGGGGAGAUGGGGACUGAGCAGUGGCCACGGCUGGCUAAUUCUCAUUCUCCAGAUGUCCCCAGCAACAGACCAGGCGGGAGCCAGGCCGACGGAUAAAGCAGUCAAGUAGAGCUAUGAUCCUCGUCCUGAAAAAAAAGAACGCAACUGAUUUAAAGACAAAUGAAUUGGCGAAGAUUUGAGCUUGGGGGAAAAACAAAGUAACAUUUAAAACAGAUCUCUGAUCUUUAAACUUAUUCUAAUUCAAUAAGGCAACCCCAUAACUUACUUUUGAACUGAGAUCCAUUAUCCAGACUGUCGUUACAAGGUAAUGAACAUGUGGAUGCGUUUUGGAUUGAUUUUUCUGACUAUAUCCAGAAGCCCCUGUCUGGCAAGAAGGAAAGGAACUCCCGUUUGGAAACCUGCCCCACUGGACCCAGAAUCAGAGGGAAGGAAGAUGGAACAUUCCAGGCUUUAACCCAGAUCAGAGGGGGUUGAAGUGCCUUGGAGGCCCCACAGUUGAGAAAGAUUUCUAGAAAGGUAGAAAGAAGAAAGCCAUCACACCGGCCUGCCUUUAAAAAUGUUUGAGUAAAAUCUUAUUUGAUCUUA